This is a messenger RNA of Alosa sapidissima (American shad), 1067 nucleotides long. It is a transcript of the gene stmn2a, whose product is annotated as stathmin 2a. Gene Ontology annotation, molecular function: tubulin binding. The record is from RefSeq and is a predicted model, not a curated record. Gene Ontology annotation, cellular component: growth cone; neuron projection; cytoplasm. NCBI's taxonomy places the organism in Eukaryota, Metazoa, Chordata, Actinopteri, Clupeiformes, Clupeidae. Gene Ontology annotation, biological process: microtubule depolymerization; regulation of microtubule polymerization or depolymerization; neuron projection development. Bases 141 to 683 code for a protein of 180 amino acids. The transcript is spliced from 5 exons.
CUUGCCUUGUCUUCACCCGGCUCUACCUCCAGUCUGCACGCAUUGUCAUCUGCUGAUUCAGUGCCUUAAGCAUCCUCCUUCACGCCACGGGCAAGCUCUGUAACGUUUGUUGGAAUUGUUAGAUACUAACAACAGCAGUCAUGGCCAAAACAGUAGCCGCUUACAAAGAGAAGAUGAAGGAGCUCUCUGUCAUCUCUCUCAUCUGCUCCUGCUUUUAUCCAGAGGCUCGCAACAAUCUAGUCUGUGAGUUUGAAGAUAUGGAAGUAAAGCCCAUUAACAAGCGUGCCUCAGGCCAAGCCUUUGAGGUCAUCCUCAAACCGCCCUCCCCAACAACUGACUCGGCCCACAACCUCGGGUCACUCCCCAAGAAGAAGGACGUGUCCCUGGAGGACAUUCAGAAGAAGUUGGAAGCUGCAGAGGAUCGAAGAAGAUCCCAGGAGGCCCAGGUGCUGAAGGCUCUGGCCGAGAAGCGAGAGCAUGAGCGCGACGUCCUGCUGAAGGCCAUGGAGGAGAACAGCAACUUCAGCAAGAUGGCCGAGGAGAAGCUGACGCUGAAGAUGGAGCAGAUCAAGGAGAAUCGCGAGGCUCACCUCGCUGCUCUGCUGGAGCGUCUGCAGGAGAAGGAGAGACGUGCAGCUGUUGUGCGCCGGAACAAAGAGUUGAGAGAGGAGCUGACAGCGUGAGACCUCGGGUCACAAUUAUCCUGCCACAGCAUCCCUAACACAAAUCCAUACACACUCAUUUAAAUAUGCACACAGGCAUACACAAGAACACACAUAGCCAUACAUUCACAUACAAAACACGCUAGCACACGUCACAAGUAAAGAACACAACUGUAACAGUAUUUCAGUAUCUCAGUAUUACCCAUUCAAGUCAAAUAUCCAAGUAUCACACUUCAACAGAAUGAAUGACUUUGCUUGAUUUCAUAGAAUAAAAAGAAACACAUGAGUACUGUUUUGUAAAUGUAUCAUUUUUAUUACUCAUCUUUCUGUACCCUUGGUCCUCUCUCUCUCUCUCUCUUUCCCAUCUGUCUCCAAAAUGGCUUAAUAAAUGUGCCAUGUUACCCA